This is a messenger RNA of Arabidopsis thaliana (thale cress), 647 nucleotides long. Its product is annotated as Cysteine proteinases superfamily protein. The transcript has 4 exons. The coding region runs from base 1 to 624 and encodes 207 amino acids. NCBI's taxonomy places the organism in Eukaryota, Viridiplantae, Streptophyta, Magnoliopsida, Brassicales, Brassicaceae. The record is from RefSeq and is marked reviewed.
AUGGAGGAACUUCCUAUUAAAGUUGAGAUUCUAUACGAAUCCGAUCAACUCUUUUCAGAACUAAAGAAGAUUGGACAGUACAUCCCACUUUCAACAUUUCUCGAGAUUCUAAAACUAAAACUUGACGGAAAAUUUGAGAUACUCAGAGUGAAGAACAAAGUAGUGAAACCUAAAGUAGAGGGUGAAACUAUUGAUGUUGUCUACACUCGCUUGAGAAAACACCAGGUAUUGCCUGAUGAAACAAAGAAGGCGGACUGGGGACCUUUUAAUGGUCCGAUGAAAGAUCAGGGAGAACACGAUAUAUGUUGGGCGAUCGUGACGGCUGAAUUAGUCACUGCGAUACGGUGGAUCAAACAACAUGAAAACGGGACUGAGUACUUGUAUCAAGAGCUUGUAGAUUUUGUGUUUCCCGAGAAAGGAAAGCUGCAAAAAAAUAAGGCACAUUUCUGUUAUAAGCUCAGCAUCGUAAAAGCUUUGAGGUAUGUUGUUCGACAAGGUAUUCAAAAAGCACUAGAUCGGCCUUUCGAUGGGUGCAAAGAGUUUCCACCGCCUCGGGUUUUAUCGAAUUCCCACCUAGGAGGGUAUAUUUGUGCCGCCAAGUUGAUACAACAUUGCUACUUAUGAGAUUUUGGAAGAAUGUGAACAUG